Malania oleifera is the source of this 486-nucleotide messenger RNA. RefSeq lists its product as uncharacterized. NCBI's taxonomy places the organism in Eukaryota, Viridiplantae, Streptophyta, Magnoliopsida, Santalales, Ximeniaceae. Bases 1 to 486 code for a protein of 161 amino acids. The transcript is spliced from 2 exons. The record is from RefSeq and is a predicted model, not a curated record.
AUGGAGGCAUACAUUGAUGAUAUGCUUGUGAAAAGCCUGAAAGCAGAGGAUCAUUGCAAAGAUCUAAAGCAGGCAUUCGAACUACUGCACAAGUAUCGAAUGAAAUUAAAUCCUUCUAAAUGCAUAUUUGGCGUCUCUGCAAGGAAGUUUCUAGGCUUCAUGGUGACGCAUAGAGGAAUAGAAGCAAACCCUAACAAGAUAUGGGCAUUGCUGGAAAUGAAGGCUCCUCGAACUAAGAAGGAGAUUCAAGGAUUAGAAGAUGAAGAAAUACCUGGAGAGAGCACAAAGUACAUCAAAACAUUUGCUCAGUUUGACAUAGAGCACAUACCACGAGCAGAGAAAUCAAAGGCUGAUUCGUUGGCAAGAUUGACUUCAGCCUUAAAGCCAGAUUGGGAAAACGUUGUCUACCUAGAAAGAAUUGGGAAGCCUUUUCACAAGGAGAUCGAUGUCAAUAUGGCGGCGAUUGAAGAUAACAAGGAAGACUAG